GUUUGUUCUUGAUGGUGUUGUUCAAUUCCUAAAACAUGGCAGUAAAAGUAGUAUUUGAGGGUGCGAUUUGCUAGUUGCAGAAAGUCGGAAAGGUUAAAGAUCGGAGAAGAAAAUUGUAUUCCCAGCGAAGUACGUCCACAUAUUUGCUGCCGUCGCACCAUUGUUUGCCGCCGAAGGAUAUCAUAAGGUUCGCGCAACCCUCUCGCAGCGAGAUUGCUAAGAAUGCGUGUUGGAUUUUGUGUUUAAUCUGGUGUAGAACUUUUCUUCUCAAUCGAUUCUGGCUGGCAAAAACGUCAGAACGAAACAGGAACCAAAAAAAAUCGAUGGAUUUUCCAGACACACUGAAGAUUCCGCUCGGCAAAGGGCUUGCACCUCAAGCGGGCGCCAUCGUAAACGGGGCCCCCGUCGUGGGCAGCCACUCGAUGUCGGGUGAGCAAGGCGCAGGGUACGUCACAGAAAAGCUGUACAUGCUGCUGCAGCUCUACCUUCAAAACAAGGGAUGGAAUCCUUCGGUGGAGCUGCUGCAAUGCUUCGCCGAGCUCAAGGAUACCCCGAUUCUGCCGAGCGCCUCGUAUCUACAAACGCUAGCGAGCCGCGUAGCGCUCGACAACCAAGGGCGGCUGGUGCUGCGCGAGUCGGGGAAAAUUGUGCUGCCCUACGAACACUUUGCCAAUGCCGUUAUGCUGAAGCAUAUGUCCGGGCCGCAUGGGUUGCACCUUAGCAUCGAGGCCACCGUGCGCGCCGUAAUGGACUCAUACACCAUUGGGCGCGAAUGCUUCGGCAUGGAGAAAGAAUUCAUUGUCGAAGUCGUACAGUCCUGCCCUAGCCCCGCCUGCCGUUACUACAAGGGUCAGAUCGGUGUUGGGCCCUACAUCGAUCAGGCCACAUUCGGCAACCCUGGCGCACAUCUGAACACCGAAUAUCUGUCCCAUCUGCAGCAUCAGAAUGCGAGCGCAAUUGAACUCGGCAAUGCCAACGAAAGUGCACCGAAGGCACUGAUGAGUCAAGUUAAAAUAUCCAAACCGACCGUCUCCCCGCAACACCAAUCACACAUCAGUGCCGCUCUCUUUCAGCAGCAGCAGCAGCAACAGCAGCAACAACAGCAACAGCAACAGCAGCAGCAGCAGCAGCAACAACUUGGUCGUUCCGUUAUACCCCAAAAAGCGUCACCAUUCGAACAGUUCAGCAACCUUUCCACAUUCGACAAGCAGCGAAUGUUGCAGCAGUUGCAGGAUAAGCAGAAGCACUUUGAUGUUAGUCUCGGACCACAGCUUGCACAGCAAUCGCUGGUCGUUGGUGCCGCUGGUGCGGGCUCUGGCACGUUGAGCAGUGCGGUCUUGGGGAAACAGCAGCAUGCCACAGCAGCCGCAACACUACUGCAACAGCAUCAACUGGGACAAGCUACCGGUCCUCAACCCGGUGCCAUUUCGCAGCCUUCCGUGCAGCACCAUCAUCUUCAAACACAACAGUCGGUUCCAUCAUUGGCCCCGCCACCUCUUCAACAGCAACAACAACAGCAGCAGCAGCAACAGCAACAACAGCAGCAGCAACAGCAACAGCAGCAAGUACAGCAGCUAGCGCAUCCGUCGACCUUGCAUAGUCAGCCUCCUAGCAUCGGUGGACCGCUGGUGCCGAUGAUCAGCCAAGCAGUCGGCGUGUCGACCCCCAGCGUUCUCAACCAGGUACAGCAACACCAGCAGCAGCAUCAGCAGCUAGCAAUGCAAGCGCACCUCAGCCAGCCACCGCUGCAAACGGUCAACAUGGACACGGGCCACAAACUGUCCGAUUACAUGCGCGGCGCCGUCGAUCCGCACGAAAACGUCUCCUCGGCCAGCAGUGAGCUGUUGGCGCUGCACAACGGCGCCUGGAACCAGGAGCGCGACGGACUCGUCGUCAGCCAAGAGAAAAUUAUCCGCGCGUUCAGCGAGCUGAUGCGCAACAUUUCCAAGAUGAAAACGUUCAUCCGGCCGAGCAUGUGCAAGCCGUACGGCAAGCAGUCGGAAAGUCUGCAGAAAACGCUAUUCGACACGAUUCAACUAUUGCAGAUGUUGCGAAACUGUUUGCCUGCACCUCAUAUUCCUGUGGUGUCGUGGAAGAGCGAUCCGAUCAUCUCCGGAAGCAACUCCGAGACGGCGAUAAAUUGAAAGUUCCAUAAACCCAAUCGCCAGUAAACGGCAAGGGUUUAAUGCGCAGCCAAAUCUUUUUCAAAAGAAUCCUACUGUUCGGUAGUAAUUGUAAUAGUGAAAGCAUAGGUUUUUUUUUCAAAUGCUCAACUUCCGUUCCCAUACUUUGCGCCAUUGUUUUUUGUUUGUUUGUUUUGUUUUUGUUAUUUGAAAUAUUGUAAUAUUUAUUCCAGCACAAAAUCGCUUUUUGUGAUUGAAAAAGUUAGCUAGUACUACGUUUAUGCCAUAAUUGCGAUAGCUUUAAGAUUCUCUUCCUCAAGAUUCCGUUGCAAGCAACACGGUUGAAGCGAUUGCCAAAGAUUAGCGACGAACGAACUAACAUUUAACAUUAUGUCUAUUUCGCUUAAAGUACUACUAGUGUAAGCAUUUGAGAGAAUAUGGUAGUAGAAACGGUAUCGGCGAUAAUAUAUCGAACAUACAUAUAAAACGAAACUAGAGGAGGGCCGACCCUCCGCCGAUUUGAGUUGCAUUGAUGAGAUAAUAAUGCUGAAUCUAGAGAAGAAUACUCAGUGUGUAUCAUUAACUAAUGGAAUUGCCAAGUUACCGUACAGCAUUUACAUGAUAAUACCAAUGAUUAUAUGUGAUUUCGCAUCGUUUUCAUAUAUUUAUUAACAACGCUUAAUCUACGCGGGGCGACCAACACCGGUCCAUGUGUGAUCUUAAAGAGAAAGAGGAGGAAAAACACUAUGUAACUCCCUACAGCAAGUGCUGCUAUUCAAUAUUCAAUAAAGUGUAUGUCUUCUCCUUCUUCUUGGCGUAACGACCGGCUUGAUUUUGCCUGC
Molecule: messenger RNA, 2965 nt
Organism: Anopheles coustani
Lineage: Eukaryota; Metazoa; Arthropoda; Insecta; Diptera; Culicidae
Product: putative mediator of RNA polymerase II transcription subunit 26
Exons: 3
Coding region: 324-2144 (606 amino acids)
Source: RefSeq, a predicted model, not a curated record